GAAACAGGCACAGGAACGCACAGACAUGAUGGCCCCAAAUCCAAUCAUGAUCCGCCGGAAACCAGUCCGGCAGUCGAUAUACGAAGAACCGACGAGACGCCACGCGCCAGCUCCCGGACGGGGCUACCCUGUUCCUGUGAGUGUGCUGUCGAGUGCCUUCGUGCUACUGCUGCUUGCCACCGUCUCGUGGUCGCGAAGAUGGACAGUCUCAGGCGCCGCAGUCGAGAGUGUCCUGCUGGUCUGCGGCUCUGGCCAGCAGAAGAGAAUCCUCUCCGCCAUCCCCUUGUGGACAUUGCUGGCCACGCUGAAUCUGGUCUAUGCCAUCUGCUCGACCUCAUGGCUGCUAUACGGCUUGUUCACGAUAGCAAUAUACCCAUUCAUCCUGCUCACAUGCCUCAAUCAAUUCCCGCGAGCUGCGAACAUGGCCAGAGCAGGCCUGCGAAAGGUGCUAGGAAGCCAGCCGCACUUUGUUAAGGACAAGUUGGGCAUGUUUGACUUACCUGCCCUGGAGAUUGACACCACAGUCGAUGGCCUGUUCGUGAUCCGAGGCGUCACCAUGUCCUUCUCGACCCUGACUCUGGUGGCCCAUGGCAUGGAGCUAGGCCUCAAGCUGGCCGAUGACAUCGAGCUGGCCAUAUAUGUCGAUGAGGUGACAGUCAGCUUCUUUAGGCGCAUCGAGAUCGGCGACGUCUACGCCAAUGCUAAAGGCGGCAAAUUCGAGAUGACAUUCGGCGACUUGGAGGAAGACAGUGACGAUGCCGCCAGCGAGUUCAGUGUCCUGCUUGACGACACACCGCUGCUCAAAGCAGCCGCGGCAAAAUCCAAAGGACUCCUCGACAGGCCCAAGCUGAGAGAAACAUUGACUGGCGUCAGCUUCAUGCGGGAUUCGUCACUGCAGCAAGUGGCAGACCACAUUCAGACGAUGGAUCCGGAGAAUGAGGCUGCGAACCAACAAUAUCAGGACAAGCUAACCGAGAUCCGGACUUCCAGCGCAGUAUACCAGUCGAGACAGCGAGCACGCCAGAAAGCUAAGAGCAGCGGCCGCAAAAUGGACGACGAGAAAGACAUGCGUGCUGCUGUAUGUGCGGAACUUCAAGAACUGCCAGCUGUGCCACACCCCCCAAGAAGAUCUAUUCGUGUGACUACUCUCCAGAACUCCUCGCCAGAAUAUGUGCGCCGAUUCCUGCAUCGCCUCCCGUUUCUCCUGAGAGCCUUGUUGGCCCCCCUGAGUUACUUUCACACCGUGAGUGUAUCCAGCGUCAACGCGGCUGGUUCCGGAAAGUGGCUGUCUACGCUGUUACAGCAACAGAUCUUCAAAGAGUAUACGGAGAACAACGCUUCGCUUCGCCGACUACAGCGCAAGGUGUCGACGUGGCUUGCCGAUGCAAAUUUCUGUGUGCAGCUGACCGACAUCGAUGGCAUGGGCUCAGUGCCAUGGAGCACAGCCUACAAUAUCGUCACGUACCUCAAAUUCGACGACGUCGUGGCAUUUCGCACCAUGCCAGAGUCUGGCGUGUCGUCGCAGGUGUUACGUCUGGGUGGCGCUGAUGCUACAUUUUCCAUUCCAUCAUACCUGCUCCCUCAUCAUGAGCAUAUUGUGCCGCCGAAGCCAACGCACGAGGCCGAGCACGAACUUGAGGAAGAGAUGCACGAGGCUGAUGGCACGCCAAAGACGGUACAGGCCGCACACGAUCUCAAGCGGCUCCAAAAAGAUGAAACCAACAUAGAGCUGUCUGUCCACGGCAGUUUGCCGGUCGCAUGUGAUCAGAGCUUGCUCAACUUCAUCGCGUCAUUGGUCAAAGCCACGAAAAUGAUCGAGCUCGAAAAGACGGUGGCGGAAGUACAGGCACAACCAGUCGACAGUCCCAUGUCACCACUCUCGCCAACAUUCGACAACAACGACGAUAGCGAGUCGGUUUCAUCCUUGCCGAGUAAAGCCAAUUCCGAUAACAGGUCGGAAACCAAUGUCAGCAUCAAGGAAGUCGCUGGGUUCAAAGUUUUCGCUAAGCACAUCCGACAGAAUUUGAAAGACGGCACGACCAAAGCACAAAUCAAGGAUUUCGCCAAGGACCUCCACCAAAAUGCCAAAGAUGGCAUGAAGAAGGCCGCGGUGGGUGGCUUGGUCAAUGAUCGGUGGAUUGCAGUCUUGGUGGGAAAAGUGGCAGCGGGACUGCAGAAGGCGCAAGGAGAUGUGGGCUACAGUGGUAGCAUUCCCAUCCCGCUGGCACCAUAUCGCAAUACGGAGCAUGGGGAUUUGGCGAAGAUUUUACCUUGAAUCACAGACACAGUACCUUGGCAACUACAGUAGCUCUUGACAGACGUCC
Sphaerulina musiva SO2202 is the source of this 2324-nucleotide messenger RNA. RefSeq lists its product as uncharacterized. The coding region runs from base 26 to 2275 and encodes 749 amino acids. NCBI's taxonomy places the organism in Eukaryota, Fungi, Ascomycota, Dothideomycetes, Mycosphaerellales, Mycosphaerellaceae. The record is from RefSeq and is a predicted model, not a curated record. The transcript is spliced from 2 exons.